Nicrophorus vespilloides is the source of this 3054-nucleotide messenger RNA. RefSeq names its product reversion-inducing cysteine-rich protein with Kazal motifs (gene Reck). Lineage: Eukaryota; Metazoa; Arthropoda; Insecta; Coleoptera; Silphidae. The record is from RefSeq and is a predicted model, not a curated record. The transcript is spliced from 10 exons. Gene Ontology annotation, molecular function: metalloendopeptidase inhibitor activity; protein binding. Gene Ontology annotation, cellular component: plasma membrane. Bases 36 to 2807 code for a protein of 923 amino acids. Gene Ontology annotation, biological process: extracellular matrix organization.
UCUUUGCACCCAAAUGGAUCGCAACUCAAGAGCUGAUGUGCUGUUCGCACGCCACAGGAAGCUGCAAGUCGAUCUGCGAGAAGAUUUCGUUGGUGGACAUCGCCGCGGACGCGAAGCUUCGCAACCAGACGGUGCAGGAAGUGCAGAAGUUCUGCUCACCUCAGUUGAAUAACUUUUGGGAAUGCCUGAACACGUCGUUCGAAGAGAUGUCGCGAGGGGAGUCCUGGUUCGGCCGGGUGUGCUGCCCGCUGCCGCAGAGCGAAAAUUGCAGAAGGGCCUGCGUGACGGCGAACUCGAUUUACGACCUGUCGCAGGGCUGCAGGAAAUCGGACGAGAUUUCGUUCUUUAAUUGCUUGGACAGGCAGUACGUAGGCUACGAAUGCUGCUCGAACGCGAGGUCCCCGAACUGCAAGGAAGCGUGUCUGGAGAUCUUCAAGAGCAGAUUAACGCCCACCCGUCUCCAAAGGAACAUGGUCUUGGAGCAGUGCGAGUACGACAGUCCGAAAGUCCUAGGAUGCGUCAAGAACUUCAUCAAAGUCACUCCAGCCACCAAUUUGCAUAAACAUAUGAAAUGCUGCGAGAAAUCCAACAAGAACAAGUGCAGGGAAGCCUGCAAAGAGAUUUUAUCGCUGAACAAUACUCUGCAGGAAACCAUGGACGGUUUGCAAAUCGGAGGAUGCGGAUUUCCUCUAUUCCAGGAUCAGUUUUGGCAAUGCUUCAUGAAACCCGUGGAUUCCAUCAACACCGUGGAAAUCUCUCGCAUCGAUCGUGUUGGAAUGGAUUCGGCCAAAUGGCAUUGCUGUUCCAGGGCGAGCACCAACGAAUGCAGGAAACUCUGCUCGAAAACCUUCCUCAAGGAUUGGUCCACUCUGUGGGAUGACUUCCAUCUGAAAUGUCUGAGUCAAGUCGCACAAGAGGAACUUAGGAAUUGCAUUGAUGAAGUUGAUGAGCCUUGUGAAUUGGGAUGCGACGGACUCAGUUUCUGCACCAAUUUUAACAAUCGUCCCACCGAGCUCUUCCGCUCCUGUACGCCGGAAGCGGACGACGCGGCGAGGAACGACGUGACUCUUUGGCAGACCAGACACGAGCUGACCUUGCCCGGUCUCACUUUACCCCUGAAGAAUAUCUCGAAAUGCUCUCCAAACACUUGGAAGGCCGUCGCUUGCACUUUGCAGAUCAAACCGUGCUCGAGAGUCUCUCACGCCAAUCAGAUCUGCAGGAACGUGUGCUUGAAUAUUCUAUCCGACUGCGUGGAUUGGAGCAGAGUACCGGUCAAGCAUUCGCCGGAAACCAUUUGCGCGAUGCUCUCUCCGGAAGACCCCGCCGUGUCUUGCAUAUCUUUGGAGAGUUUCCUGGCGCCAUCUGGAAACACGUACGAGAGCAUCGACGGACAAGUGUCUUCGCCGUGCAAGGGCGAUCCGUGCAAGGAGUCGGAGAUCUGCACUGUCAACAAGAACUGCCUUCCUGGGAAGCACUGCUCUCCGUACAAAUGCACGCCGGGUUGCAAAUUAGGAGAGGUUUCCGAAUAUUUGGUACCGGAAGGCACGUACGUUCGGAUACCUUUGCCCAAUAACCAGAACCGUUGCUUGAAGAUCUGCAAAUGCACUUCGAAUGGUAUCGACGAAUGUCAGCCGUUGCCGUGCGUUCUUUUGGGCUCUUGCUGGAACAACGAGAGGAGGCACGGAGAGAUCUUCCAUUUGGAAUGCAACAAGUGCACUUGCUAUGCGGGAGAGAUGAUCUGCAGCAAGAAGCAAUGCGAGAACAGUUUGCUGGGAGGAAGGAAUACGGCUUAUACAACUUUACCUUGCAAUUGUCCUCCGCAUUUCGUUCCUGUUUGCGGAAGAAACGGGAACAUCUAUCCAUCAGCCUGUUUAGCAAAAUGCGCCGGCUUAAGCGACUCCGACAUUGAAUAUGGAGCAUGUCAAGAUCCCUGCAGAAACAACCCUUGUGCUAUUGGGAAGAAGUGCGUUCCCGACACCAAAAUAUGUUUGUCUUUAAAGCACAAACCCUGCACGCAGUUCCAAUGCAUUAAUGGAACUGCGAACUGCGGAAGUCUCCCCAAAGAGCCGGUCUGCGACGUGGACAACAAGGAGUACGCAAACUCCUGUUUCCUUGCACACAACAACCGUAAAUUCGCCUACCAAGGACCUUGCCUGCAGGGAUGCGCCUAUUUGGGGGAAGUUUGCGGCAUUAACGGUAAAACGUACAUCUCUGAGUGCGCCGCAAUCGCCGAUUACGUGAGCGUGGAUUACGUCGGGCCUUGCGUAACGGUCGGAGCCAUCACCGACAGCAAAACUAUUCAGUGUCCAACCAUCAAGUGCAAACCGUUACCACGUGCAGACUGCUUAGGCUUCACUCCACCGGGAGCCUGCUGCCCGAUAUGCGGAGGAAGUCUUCGGCUCUUGUACUCCACCAAGCAAAUCGAUAGAGCCCUCUACGUUCUUCAAACGCAAAACACGCAGUCUUUAACCCUGAAAGCCACGCUUCAAGCCUUGGAACGACAAAUCCAAGUGGCGCAAUGCUCUCUGAAAGGAUACCUUACAGUGGAGGUGGACAUCUUCGUGGUGGUACAAAGCACCGAGAAGAGACCUACGGCUUUGCAACUGGAAGCCUGCGUCCGGGAGGCCGAGAAGAUCGCCAGUUUGAUCAACAGGCAGAGUCCGAGAGUACAAAGCGAGAUCAGCCUCAGCAGCCUGGUUACCGCCUCCGUCGUGCAUACGGUUCACAGCAGUGCUACAAUAACAUCUUCAUCGUUCCUUCUAAUUCUUCUAGCCAUGACCUUUCUGCUGGGAAUCGAGCUCCCCUAGGCCAGUACCAAGAUUUUUUUUUAACACUGUGAUAUUUGCAUAUACGUUUAAGUUAUUUAUAUAUAUAUGUGUAUAUUGACGAUGUUGUAUAUACAUUUCGAGUUAUUAUUUUUUUUUGUAAGCACACUGUAUAUUUACUGUGCCAUAAUGUAAAUAAUAUUUCAAUCGCCAAAGAAUUCUGCAAACAUUUUUGUAUUGUACAUUAUUUAGAUAACAAAAAAAAAAAAAGAUGAUUCUCCAAGUGCCA